AUGAAGGUCUCUUCUUUGAUCACUUUGAUAGCGGCCCUUGGAGCAACGGCUCUGUUGUCCUGUUGUACGUUCGCUGGCUACAAUACUGGAACUCUUUCAAAUGUUUCGAUGUUUACUGUCAAUGCUUCACAAAUUGCAAACACGAAUUUCGAUAACAGUACGGGAAAUGGAUGCAACUGUGUGGAGUUCGUAAACGGCACACUUACAAUUAAUGGGACAUCUGUGGAGAAUGGCACGAUCGAAACCGAAACUGCGUCACUGGGAACGGCGGAGUAUUAUGCUGUAUUCACCUUGAAUUACUGCGAAGGACAAUAUCUACCGAACUAUCGGGACAGCGAUGCCAGUGCUGUUCUUACUCGAUGCGAAAAGCCAUCGCUAGCAAAGCGCUUCGACCUUGCGAACAUCAUUGAGAAAGCGAUUGAGCAACUCGGAGACCUAUUGAACUUGUCAUUGGACAUGGAUGACUUGGAUUGGCCCAAUGGAAUCACGAACGCAUUCUUAUAUGUUAAAUCAGCUGGAUCGGCGAUGGUUGCAUUCUUCGUCAUCGGACUCCUGUUCCUGCUGAUAUCGGUUCUGGCGGGUGCACUGGGCCUUUUCUUGGAAAACAGAUUCGUGACAAUUCUUCUAGUCAUCAGCACGGUUCUUGCGACAUUAAGCCUCGGCAUCGGGGCUGGAAUCGCGACAGCUGUCAUCACUACAGUCGUUAAUGGAAUCAACUCGAGUGGUGACGAUAUUGGAAUCUCGGCAGAGCAAGGGAACUAUUUUGUGGCCAUGAUAUGGAUAGCAGUGGCCCUUCUCUUUCUUUCAGCGUUGACAGCUACCGUACAACUCUGUACCGGUGGCAGCAGAUCUGCGGGUGGUGGAAGAAGAGCGCAGAAAAUGAGAAUGAAGCAGCAAGAGGGUUAUGGGAUGCCCAUGAUGCCUCCCAGGUAUUACAGAGGCUCAAUGCCUUACUACAUGCCAAUGGGAAUGAAUGACGAUCCUUAUAUGGAUCCAUACUCGUCUAGAAGAAAUCUGAUGAGGGAUGACGAAUAUGACGAGUUCAGAUAG
Messenger RNA from Exophiala aquamarina CBS 119918, 1050 nucleotides. RefSeq lists its product as uncharacterized. NCBI's taxonomy places the organism in Eukaryota, Fungi, Ascomycota, Eurotiomycetes, Chaetothyriales, Herpotrichiellaceae. Gene Ontology annotation, biological process: fungal-type cell wall organization. Bases 1 to 1050 code for a protein of 349 amino acids. The transcript has 3 exons. Gene Ontology annotation, cellular component: plasma membrane; cell cortex of cell tip. The record is from RefSeq and is a predicted model, not a curated record.